GAUGCUGCCGUGCGGUACUCGUCAUGGAGCUGGCACUGCGGCGCUCUCCAGUCCCAGGGUGGUUGCUGCUGCUGCCGCUGCUGCUGGGCCUGAGCGCAGGAGCUGUCAUUGACUGGCCCACAGAGGAGGGCAAGGAAGUAUGGGAUUAUGUGACCGUCCGCAAGGAUGCCUACAUGUUCUGGUGGCUCUAUUAUGCCACCAACUCCUGCAAGAACUUCUCAGAACUGCCCCUGGUCAUGUGGCUUCAGGGCGGUCCAGGCGGUUCCAGCACUGGAUUUGGAAACUUUGAGGAAAUUGGGCCCCUUGACAGUGAUCUCAAACCCCGGAAAACCACCUGGUGUACAGAGAAGCCAGGCCAAUGUGGAAAUUGGAUGCAUUUCCAAGAAAACUGAUGUGUGUCCAGACUUUGAGUGUCCUCUGGCUUCUUCGACUCCAGGCCGCCAGUCUCCUAUUUGUGGAUAAUCCUGUGGGCACUGGGUUCAGUUACGUGAAUGGUAGUGGUGCCUAUGCCAAGGACCUAGCUACGGUGGCCUCAGACAUGAUGGUUCUCCUGAAGACCUUCUUCGAUUGCCACAAAGAAUUCCAGACAGUUCCAUUCUACAUUUUCUCAGAGUCCUAUGGAGGAAAAAUGGCAGCUGGCAUUGGUCUAGAGCUUUAUAAGGCUGUUCAGCAAGGGACCAUCAAGUGCAACUUUUCCGGGGUUGCCUUGGGCGAUUCCUGGAUCUCCCCUGUUGAUUCGGUGCUCUCCUGGGGACCUUACCUGUACAGCAUGUCUCUUCUCGAAGACAAAGGUCUGGCAGAAGUGUCCGAGGUUGCAGAGCAAGUCCUGAGUGCCGUAAAUAAGGGGCUCUACAGAGAGGCCACAGAGCUGUGGGGGAAAGCAGAAAUGAUCAUUGAACGGAACACAGACGGGGUGAACUUCUAUAACAUCUUAACUAAAAGCACUCCCACGUCUACAGUGGAGUCGAGUCUAGAAUUCACACAGAGCCACCUAGUUCGUCUUUGUCAGCGCCACGUGAGACACCUACAACAAGACGCCCUAAGCCAGCUCAUGAAUGGCCCCAUCAGAAAGAAGCUCAAAAUUAUUCCUGAGGAUCAAUCCUGGGGAGGCCAGGCUACCAACGUCUUUGUGAACAUGGAGGAGGACUUCAUGAAGCCAGUCAUUAGCAUUGUGGACAAGUUGCUGAAGGCAGGGAUCAACGUGACCGUGUAUAAUGGACAGCUUGAUCUCAUCGUAGAUACCAUGGGUCAGGAGGCCUGGCUGCGGAAACUGAAGUGGCCAGAACUGCCUAAAUUCAGUCAGCUGAAGUGGAAGGCCCUGCACAGUGACCCUAAAUCUUUGGAAACGUCUGCUUUUGUUAAGUCCCACAAGAACCUGGCUUUCUACUGGAUUCUGAAAGCUGGUCACAUGGUUCCUUCUGACCAAGGGGACAUGGCUCUGAAGAUGAUGAGACUGGUGACUCAGCAAGAAUAGGGUGAAUGGGGCUGGAGAUGAGCUGGUUUCUUUGGCCUUGGGGCACAGAGCUGAGCUGAGGCCGCUGAAGCUGUAGGAAGCUGAAGCUUUAGGAAGCGCCAUUCUUCCCUGUAUCUACCUGAUCAAGAAGGUUCUGACCAGCUGCCACCGAGGAUAAAAAUCAUUGUCUCUGGAGGCAAUUUGGAAAUUAUUUCUGCUGCUUAAAAAACCUAAGAUUUUUUUAAAAAAUGGAUUUGUUUUCAUCAAAAUGAAGGAUGAUAAUAGAUUAUUACUUUUUCUUAUGACAGAAGCAAAUGAUGUGAUUUAUAGAAAAACUGGGAAAUACAGGUACACAAAGAAUAAAUCAACACCUGUAUACCCCCUUCCCAGGGUUACCAAUUUAGCAUAUGUCCUUGCAGAUUUUUUUUUUUUUUGCUAUAUAUACAUAUAUAUUUUUUACCAAAAUGAAUCAUUACUGUAUGUUGUUUCACUAUUUGUUUGACAUAUCAGUAUAUCCAAAACACCUUUUCAUGUCAAUAAAUGUUCCUCUAUAACAUUUUUAA
Molecule: messenger RNA, 2016 nt
Organism: Macaca mulatta (Rhesus monkey)
Lineage: Eukaryota; Metazoa; Chordata; Mammalia; Primates; Cercopithecidae
Source: RefSeq, a predicted model, not a curated record